UAGCCCGUAGCAACCUUUAAAAAAAGAGGGGAAAGAGAGAGGAGUGGGAAAGGAUCAGAGGAAUUAAAAGUGCAGAAGUAACCCCGUCGGAUCACACAAGCUCAGCCGGACACUGACUUUCGACGCGGCCGGGUGUGCAAGUUGCUUGCCUCUCUCUCCCCAUUCAUUGGCAAGGGACUGGCCGAGUUGCAAGCUCCGCUCCUGCCGCCAGCCGGGAUUGGUUGGAUUCCCGAUCACGCUGCGCCAAACUUUCCCAACUUUUAAAAAACUUUCGCUUCCCUCCGUGUUGUGCUCUUUUUGCAUGGUCUUCGCAGCCGACGAGGGAGCUGCUACUCGCGCGCUUUCUGCUGCCUGAGAAGAGGAGAAGGAGGAGGAAAACUUCCCCGCGGACGCCGAAAGGCCCUGGCAGUGGCAGCCACAAGGACAAAAGUCUGCAGCCGCCUGCAAAACCCCUUCUUCCUCCUGCUCGCUCUUCCGACGUGAGCAGGCAGCGAUCAGCCCCAGCCUCGGCGCCCGGAUUCCCCUGCUGCUCCCGGCCCAGCGCGACCCCCGAGCGGCGAGAAGGAGACGCAGCUGGGAAAGGCGAUACCCCUGCCUGCCAUGCAGAACUACAAGUACGACAAGGCGAUGGCUCCCGAGAGCAAGAACGGCGGCAGCCCUGCCUUGAAUAACAACCCCAGCAAAAGCCCCAGCAAGAAAGCUUUGCUCAUUUGCCUCGACCUCUUCUGCCUCUUCAUGGCUGGCCUGCCAUUUCUGAUAAUCGAAACAAGCACAAUCCCACCCUAUAAGCGGGGAUUUUACUGUAAUGAUGAAAGCAUUCGCUACCCUCUGAAAAGUGGAGAGACCAUCAACGAUGCUGUCCUUUGUGCUGCAGGCAUUCUUAUAGCCAUACUUGCUAUCAUAAUAGGAGAGUUUUAUCGGAUCCAUUGUUUAAAGGAAACAUCCCGAUCCUUCAUCCAGAACCCCUAUGUGGCAGCUCUGUACAAGCAAGUGGGUUGCUUUGCCUUUGGAUGUGCCAUCAGCCAGUCUUUCACAGACAUCGCCAAAGUGUCUGUUGGACGUUUGAGGCCCAAUUUUAUUGCGGUUUGCCGGCCGAAUUUUACACUAAUCAACUGCUCUCAGGGUUAUAUCCAAGAGUACCAGUGCUUUAAUGAUGACGAAAGCAAAGUUCAGGAAGCCAGGAAAUCAUUCUUUUCUGGACAUGCUUCCUUCUCCCUCUAUACCAUGCUUUAUUUGGUGCUGUACCUGCAAGCCAGGUUCACUUGGAGAGGAGCCCGUCUGCUGCGUCCCCUGCUGCAGUUCACACUGAUUAUGAUGGCCUUUUACACAGGGCUUUCUCGUGUGUCUGACCACAAACAUCAUCCAACAGACGUCUUGGCUGGUUUCGUACAAGGGGCCCUGGUGGCUUACUGCAUAGUGUUCUAUGUCUCAGACCUCUUCAAGGAGAAAACAAAGAUUUCUCUGCCCCCACCUCCAAUCCGGAAGGAGUUACUUUCACCUGUGGAUAUCCUUGAUCGGAACAAUCAUCACAACAUGGUGUAGACAUUUGACAAUUUUUUUUUGUUUUUGUUUUGUUUUUGCAAAAUGACUGCUGACAGCAACUACCUGCUGCUCUCAAUCUCAUCAGACAGUAGAAUGUAGGGAGAGACUCUUGCCUGACCAAUGAGGUCUGACUCUGUGGCCUUUUUUACACUCACAACAUUUGCAUAAAAUGGGUGUUGUUCAAGUAAGUCAAAGGCAACAAUUACGAAAUAAAUCAAAACACGAUGCAGGAAUUCUAAAUGUGCAAUUGGCUGAGUGUUCAUGUUGUAGUGAAUGCUGAAUUGUUCAUAGCUUAAUGAACACUAAAUGAUUUCUAGGAAACUGGCCAUCUCUGCUUCUGCUUCUUUUAUUUGCCAUGACAGUUUUCAAUUCCUAUUAAGUGAGAGAGGGGAGAGAAAAAUCCUUGCCAACUAGAUUAUAGCACUAUCUAUGAAAAAUAAGCACUGAUUCAUGAUUUGUGAUCACUUUCUAAGUGUAACCUCUUAUUUUAUUGGUUUUCUUUAUCUCCAUUCCAAUUCGGAACUUACUUUUGGUUUCGGAGAUGUAUACCCAGUAAAAUGUUAGAAAAGUGCCUAUUUCCACUACACAAUUCUAUAAGACAGUAUUUUUCUAUUUCCAGUUAGGUGUAGAAUCCACUUUCUAAAUGCAACCCAGCCUGCUUCACCAGUAUCCCUGGUUGUAAAGAGUCAUUCCAUAUUUGUUUUCACCUAUCCCUCACUUUCUGUAUGACAUUCUCCAUGUUCACAAUUAUUAUCAUCACUAAUACUUUGGAGAGCAGGUUGGAGGUGCAAAUAAGGGACAACACAAGAAAUAUGGGACCCAUGCCUCUAAUAUCUAAUGUCAACAGUACUGUAUGAAUUGUCCAGCCUGCAUAGUAUUAUGCUUGGUGGCCUAGUUUUUUUAAUUAAAAAAAAAUCCCCUUUUACCAUUGACUCAAAUAACAAAAGUAUUUUCUGAACAUACGGAUACCUUGUUUGUGGUCAGCCUUGUUGAUCUAUGUUAGCACUAUUGGCUCUGGGGUUGAGACUCAGAACGCAACUCCUCCAGCUAUCGGGCGGACUGCUGGGCGGGACCGUCUUAGCCUGAUGUUCAGUCAAAUCCCUUUUGUAAUUCCCAUGGCUUGAAAAGGGAUCAUUUUCGACUAUUCAUUACAGACUAGGCUAAAUGCUGCUCUCAGCAACACCAAGGGCACGCGAAUAAAGUAAACCGGAAGAGACCCGCUUCUAGGCUUUCAGGUGCAAUUCCAAAAGACAGUUCUUAAAAACCUUAAAAGGACUGAACUGCUGAUGCUAACCAGGGCAGACUGACCUUUGCACAUCUUUGCCAUGCAAACUCCGUCCUAUCAUUUCAAUUCUAGCAAGCUAUGAUUUUUUUUUAUAAAUAUAAAUAUAUAUAAAUAUAUAUAAAUAUUAUAUAAAUAAUGUAUAAAACAUUAAAAAUUAACUAUGUAAAAUAUUAUUUCUGAAACAAUUUUAGAUAUAUCCACUAUGAUCAUAAACUGUGUUUUGACCUGUGUUAUUUACAUGUUGCUGCUUAAAACAAAAAGCAUUGACUUAAUUUUUUAUAGUCGACUAAAAUAUUGUAGUUCUGUGGUAGCAAUAUUUUAAUGAAAGUAACAACUAAAGACAAUUGUAUAAAAACCAUAUUAAAUUGUCUGUAUUUUUGUAAUGUUUCUUUUUUUGUAAAAAGAGGAAUAUGCAAGACUUUUUGUAGAGUACAAAAUUAAAGUUUGUAUUUGCAAAAGAAAAAAAACACAAAAAAAUGCUGUAUAAAUGUGCUUUAUAAAUAAAUGUUUCAGGCGCAAAUUAAUAAUGCUGUGCACCCAUA
Molecule: messenger RNA, 3369 nt
Organism: Podarcis raffonei (Aeolian wall lizard)
Lineage: Eukaryota; Metazoa; Chordata; Lepidosauria; Squamata; Lacertidae
Gene: PLPP3
Product: phospholipid phosphatase 3
Exons: 6
Coding region: 601-1542 (313 amino acids)
Biological process (GO): phospholipid metabolic process; phospholipid dephosphorylation; canonical Wnt signaling pathway
Molecular function (GO): phosphatidate phosphatase activity
Source: RefSeq, a predicted model, not a curated record